AUGUUGCCCGGUCCAGAAACCGGGACGCCGCUUCUUCCAACUGUCGGUUCAGAGGCGCACCAAAUACACAAUCUCACCACUCCUCGUGACAUGACUCUCUCGGCGAAUGGUCUCCCAUCGUCGUCCCUGGAUUUUUUGGCUGAUAUAUCAGUGCGCGCUGGGCCCGAUAUCAAUUCCAUGAUACUCGAUGAGCAGCAGACCUACUUCGGAUGGAAUGAAGUGACUCCCGGUGAUCAAAAUGCGCAGCGGAAUAGCAUAACCUUUGACACCGUGCCAAAUGAUAUGCUACAGCUGUGGCUCGAGCCGCGUACGGACACAGGAUCCAAUCACGGCUCUUUGGAUCUGAUGAGAGAUGGCCAUUUCCCUAUCAUAAGCGAAAACGCAGUGCUCACGCCGGAUCAACAGAACCGCAACUCUGUCGAUAGCGGCAAAUCGGGAUGUGAUAACAUUCCCACUGAACGUUUUACCAAAGUUCAACGGUGUUGGCUUGCACCGCCGAAUCACACUGGCCGACUCAUGAACAGUCUGUGGCGGGACAUUGUCUACACAGAUGGAGACAAUCUCUUUUCGCUGAACUCACCAUAUGUAGCAGAAGAUUCUGGCCUGCUCCAAGGAUCUCGUUGUGGCGUAGACGAUGAUUGCAGGAGACGCCUUCAGGCAGCGUUCGGUCAGGCCUUUGCCUACCCGCAAAUGCAGUCACCACGCAAUGAGGGCACGUCCCCGUCUACGACCGGCUCGGCCUCUAUGACUUUUGCCAAUUUCCCUCCUGCAGAGAUUCUAGACAUGGCGCUAGAUCUUUACUUCCGCACGUUCCACCCGCUCGUGCCGUUUGUUCACCUUCCUACCUUUUCCGCUAAGAAAACGCGCCUUCCUCUGCUCUACGUGAUGUGCCUCAUCGGCAUGAUGCUGCUGGGAACUAAAGGCACGGCCAGUUUUGUAUCGAAGAACUUUACUCAUAUGCUCGAGAAAGUAACGGCCGACCUUGCCAAGUGCACCAUGGGAAUUGAGUCUCCAGCCAGCGCAAUGUCCAUUUUUGCUACAGCUUUCUUGUUCCUCAACCUCGCUGUUCUCACUGGGGAGAAACAUCAUCUGGAACAAUGUCAGAUGCUCUAUGUGAAUCUCAUGUCGAUCACUCAACGCCACGGACUCUUCGCUGCAACUGAGGGCCAGAUACUCGAUAUGAGCCUGUUUGAAAUGGUGCCCGACAUCGACAUGCGCUGGAAGGCAUGGUCGAAAGUCGAGACCUGCAAGAAAAUUAUUAUCGGGUUGCUGUUUUUAGACUCCUGGUAUUCCGCUCUCCUCUCGACAAGCCCUAUCAUAGUCCCCGACUCGAUCCAGAUCAUCAUGCCCUGCAACGAAGCCCUUUUCAAAGCUCAUUCAUCCAUACGUUGGACCCAGCUCAUCCGUAGCGGCAAGCGGAUCCUGAUGCCCACGGCGCUGGCGCCGUCGGAAAACAUCAAUAUUCCCGCCCUCGAAGGGCCUAUGGAUGAACUAUGUAUCCAGACUGUCCUGGCGAUGAUUCAACUCCGCCAGUCUGAAGCCUACCAUCGCCUCCUCUCCAAUCGCGCAAGCUAUCCGUUUGCCCCGUGCCAUACAUACGCUAUGGACGGCCGCGCGAGAUGCCUUCCUUCUUUGCAGUCUCAGAUCUCAAGCACCUACGGUGAAGCAAUGGAACGACUAAACCCCAACGCCCUCGUCAUGUGGCAUCAUAUGUGCAUGAUGCUCACGGCCGAUAUCCAGAUCUUCGACUUCGCUGCUGGACGGGCUGGGCCGGGCCCGGCACGAAAAGCACUCGAUGACAUCGCUGAAUGGUCACAGACACCCGCCGCGAGAAGAGCGUGCUUGCACGCCGCCCACAUCUACAAAGCCAUGACCAACCGCAAGGCCUCCGAUCAUCCUACCUUCCACUCUGUCUUCUCGCUCUUCUCCGCGGCCCUCAUCCUUGGUCUCUACACAUUCAUGGCCCCUGGCUCUGCUAGUGGGCUGUCCAGCGUUGGCUCUAUCGAGUUGAUGGAUGAUAUUGAUUGGCAACAGGUUGGCACGGAGGGGUUUACGAGCUUUAUGGAGCCGCGGGGUAGUCAGGCAUUCUCACCGACCAACGAUCCAGCAGUGAAUUUCAUCCGCAAUGGAGCAACGAUUUACUUGCGCGGCGUACCCGUUCAGGGUGGGUAUCAGUCUGCUCGGCGGAUUCUUCUUGAUUAUGCGAACCUGCUCAAAGACUCGGGGAAAUGGAGUGUCAAGAAAUUCUCAUAUGUCCUUCAUAUUAUGAGUGACGUUUUGAUGGACGUGGAGUGA
Messenger RNA from Penicillium cataractarum, 2295 nucleotides. RefSeq names its product fungal specific transcription factor domain-containing protein. The transcript is spliced from 4 exons. The coding region runs from base 1 to 2295 and encodes 764 amino acids. Gene Ontology annotation, biological process: regulation of transcription by RNA polymerase II; DNA-templated transcription. Lineage: Eukaryota; Fungi; Ascomycota; Eurotiomycetes; Eurotiales; Aspergillaceae. The record is from RefSeq and is a predicted model, not a curated record. Gene Ontology annotation, cellular component: chromatin. Gene Ontology annotation, molecular function: DNA-binding transcription factor activity, RNA polymerase II-specific; zinc ion binding; RNA polymerase II cis-regulatory region sequence-specific DNA binding.